GGGUUGCAGAAAAGAAAAACACGCAGGCAACACAAAGAGCUCACUUUCACUAUCACCACCACCUUUCCUUCCCAAAAGAAAAAUAAAUAAAUAAAUAAUUAAAAAGAAAGAAGAAAAGAAAAAGAAAAAGUAGUAGUAGAAGAAGAAAGAUCUGAAGCUCUGAACCAAUUCACUCCUAAUUAGAAAAACCCAGAGAGAGGAGGGUGUCAUUGUUUUUGUUAUGGGGGGAGUGACGUCAUCAAUGGCGGCGAAGUUCGCGUUCUUCCCGCCAAGUCCGCCGUCGUACAAGCUGGUACGGGACGAGAUGACGGGGCUGCUGCUGCUCACGCCGUUCCCACACCGUGAGAACGUCGAGGUGCUGAAGCUGCCGACGCGCCGGGGAACGGAGAUAGUGGCGGUUUACAUUCGGCAUCCAAUGGCCACGUCCACAGUCCUGUACUCCCAUGGAAACGCCGCCGAUCUCGGCCAGAUGUACGAGCUCUUCAUCGAGCUCAGCAUCCACCUCCGUGUCAACCUCAUGGGGUACGACUAUUCUGGAUAUGGACAGUCGUCUGGGAAGCCAAGUGAGCAGAAUACAUAUUCCGAUAUCGAGGCUGCAUACAAGUGUCUACAAGAAAGCUAUGGCACCAAGCAGGAAGAUAUAAUCCUUUAUGGACAAUCUGUUGGCAGUGGCCCUAGUUUGGAUCUUGCAGCUAGGUUGCCUCAAUUAAGAGCUGUUGUUCUGCAUAGUCCCAUACUUUCUGGCUUAAGGGUCAUGUAUCCGGUUAAGCACACAUACUGGUUCGACAUAUAUAAGAAUAUCGACAAAAUUCCACUAGUUAAUUGUCCUGUUCUCAUAAUCCAUGGUACUGCAGACGAAGUUGUUGAUUGCUCCCAUGGUAAGCAACUCUGGGAACUGUGUAAAGAGAAGUAUGAACCACUGUGGCUCAAUGGAGGUAACCACUGCGAUUUGGAGCUAUUUCCUGAGUAUAUUAAACAUCUGAAGAAGUUCAUAACAACAGUGGAGAAGUCCACAUCCCAACGAUUCUCUUUCCGAGGCACAACAGAUAAGUUCGAGCAGCCUCGAAAGAGUACAGAUAUUUUCGAAGUAACUAGAAAGAGCACUGAUUGCAGAGAAAAGCCAAGGAAGAGCACAGACAGGCCUGAGAAACUGAAAAAUUUGUCCAGUAAUGCUGACAUGUUGGAGAAAUUGAGAAUGUCUUUCGAUCGGAAGGAUAGGUCCCGGAGGAGUGUAGAUUGCCAUGAGAAGUCUCGAAAAAGCAUCGAGCAUCCAUUGGAAAAGGCAAGAAAAAGUGUUGAUCGGCUAGACAGAAUAAGGACGGGAUAGAAGGAUAAUUCAUUGUUAUAAUCAAAUUAUAUUGAUGCACGGAUUGGUUUCAUGGGGUUCUUUUUUUUUUUUUUCCUUUGAAAAAAAAGAAGCAAAAUUGUUAUUCUUGUUGUGUACGGACUUAUUGACAGAGAUUGGUAAAUAUUGCUACUCAAGAAAGUUUCUGGUUUUACAGUGGGAAUCACUUUUUGUUCAGAUGGUAAUACCCCCUUUUGUUUCGCAUUUCUU
Messenger RNA from Arachis stenosperma, 1555 nucleotides. RefSeq lists its product as uncharacterized. The transcript has 5 exons. Lineage: Eukaryota; Viridiplantae; Streptophyta; Magnoliopsida; Fabales; Fabaceae. The coding region runs from base 221 to 1327 and encodes 368 amino acids. The record is from RefSeq and is a predicted model, not a curated record.